Emiliania huxleyi CCMP1516 is the source of this 345-nucleotide messenger RNA. RefSeq lists its product as hypothetical. The record is from RefSeq and is a predicted model, not a curated record. The transcript has 2 exons. Lineage: Eukaryota; Haptophyta; Isochrysidales; Noelaerhabdaceae. The coding region runs from base 1 to 345 and encodes 114 amino acids.
AUGGCUUCCAAAGAAUUCCUGACGCGAACCCUCGCCGCCCGCGGCUUCCUCGCCUGGAUCACGCAGCUCCUCGCCUCGUGCGCGUGGGUCGCCUCCGUUUUCAUCUACGGCGGCUGGGAGCUUGGCGAUCGCUUGCAGCUGGUCGCUGCGCUGAGCUGGACCGUGUCCAAUGCAUUCGCCGCACCCGAGGCGAUUCUGCCGCUGCUCACUGCGCCGGAAGAGCAGGUUGCGGUCGAGGUUAGGAGCGUCAAGUCGGAGGCAGACCUCAGCUCUAUCGUGCUCGCAUUCCACGUGCUCGCACGCAGCGGUUGCUGCCAGUGUGUGCAGUCGUGCAGUGUCCAGUGA